Messenger RNA from Aegilops tauschii subsp. strangulata, 477 nucleotides. The record is from RefSeq and is a predicted model, not a curated record. Lineage: Eukaryota; Viridiplantae; Streptophyta; Magnoliopsida; Poales; Poaceae.
AUGCAGAUCUCGCCUGCCACCACCUCACCCGCCGGCGCCGGCCCUUCCCGCUUCGCCCCAUCCCCGGCCAGCACCCCCAUCCCCUGUCACCCUGGCGCCGCCGACCCCUGGCCCCGGCCACCAUCUCACCCGCCGGCGGCGGCCCCUUCCGCCUUCGCCCCUGCCGGCCUCCGCCUCAUCCACGGCAGCCCCGCCACCCGUCACCCCGGCCCCAUCCACCACCUCGCCCAGCGGCCCGGGCCACCGCCUCUCCCGCCGGCCCCGUCCACCGCCUCUCCCGCCGGCCCCGGCCACAGCCUCGCCCGCCGGCACCGACCCUGCCCCAUCCUUCGACGUCGCACCACCUCCCUCCUCGAGGAGCGGCGGCUGCGACGGCCCUCAUCGCAUCGAAGGGUGGGGUCGGAUGGAUCCAUGGUCCGCGACCGGAUCCAGUGCCGACGAGAGUGGCGAGCACCGGCGAGGCGGCCCAAGACUUGA